This is a messenger RNA of Seminavis robusta, 1166 nucleotides long. The record is from the annotation of a GenBank genome assembly. NCBI's taxonomy places the organism in Eukaryota, Bacillariophyta, Bacillariophyceae, Naviculales, Naviculaceae.
AGCUCAUAAAACUGGAAUGUCACCACUGAAUACACUCAUACAGUAGUAUCACUCACUGAAGGAUGAAGUUUACUGUUUCGAUCUUGUUUUCGUUGGCAGCCGUGGCCUCUGCCGGCCUUAGAAGGCCAAGGGCCAGAGCUUUGUCAAAACGUCGCCGUCUCACAGGAGCUUACGUGGAAGUCGAGUACAUUCUGGCAGAAACCAUGAAGGAGCAAGUGGGGAUUAUCAACCAAAUUGGUAUCAAGAAAAUUGAGGAGUCAUGGAUGUUGCAGGAUGAGGCUGCAGAGGAAUUUGCGACCCCGCCCGAGGACGAACCCUAUUUGGAAAUGAGCGACUGGACGACGUUUGACUUGGAGAUGGAAAUACUGGAGAUGGAAACGAUGGCUGAGGACAUGACCAUUGCUCUUGUUGAGAAAAUUGGUGUGCCUGAUCACGCUACGUCUUUGCUCAAUGUUGUCAAAGACCAACAGGCCAUAAUCAGUCUAGAGAUUCACGAUCUUGCUGGUAGGUGGGAGGAAAUGCACGAGUCUAGGCGUCGCCGUCUCUCGGAAGCCUACAUCCCAGUAUCUUACGUCCUGGAGGAAACCAAUAAGGAACAAGUUAUGAUUUUGGAACAAAUUGACCAUAUGAAGAGCGAGGAAGACUUUAUGCUCAUGCCUGAAGGAGAUGAGGGAGGUGUCCCACCAGAAGAUGGGUUAUAUGCCACCAAAGAUGACUUUCAAGAGAUCUGGAAUCUAGAAAUGGAGAUAUUAUCUAAAGAAGCUGAGGUCGAAAGCAUCGCAAUUGAAAAGGCCGUGGGAAAGGGCGCCGAUGGCUGCUUGUUGACGGUGGUCCAAGACCAGCAAGCCAUGAUCGAGGCAGAGCUUGCGGCCUUGAAUGCCGUCUGGGUAGAAAUUCCAAGUGGCGAAAGCGAAGAUUCGUCCGAAAGCGAAGAUUCGUCCGACAGCGAAGAUAGUGGAGAUGGUGAUGCCUCUGAGUGAGCUCAGCAUGUGCCGAGGAUGAGAUCAAUGCAACUAUUUGUGGAAGAACGAACGAACCGAACAUCGAAACAAUGAAAACGAAACCAAAAGACAUGCAUAGUAGCAUUGUGAGAGGAAGGCUUUCUUGCAGCUCCAACGUGACGCAAUUCUUUAGAGGUUAAAGGAAGCAAAAUGUGUUAAUCCUCA